Molecule: messenger RNA, 984 nt
Organism: Mytilus trossulus (common blue mussel)
Lineage: Eukaryota; Metazoa; Mollusca; Bivalvia; Mytilida; Mytilidae
Exons: 6
Coding region: 1-786 (261 amino acids)
Source: RefSeq, a predicted model, not a curated record
AUGUAUAUAAAGAAAACAGUUAUAGGUCAAGAUGAGAAUGGUGAAUGGAAUGUGCUUAAAUGUACAGAGGGGGAAACUUCUGAAGAACGUUUGUUGGUUAAAUCAUCAUCAUUUGAAUGCAGUGACCUCGUAUCGCUUUAUUGUAGAAAUGGGUCUAGUGCACAGAAAAGCAUAACAACAAUGAAAUCACAGAAAAGCAAUUUUACCACGCCAAUGAAACCCGAUCAGAUUACUCCGCCGAUAGGGUCUAGUCCACAAAGGACUUUAACAACAGUGAAAACACUGGAAAGCAAUUUUACCACGCCAAUGAAACCAGAUCAGAUUACUCCGCCGAUAGGCGUUAUAGUUGGCAUUGUAUCAUCAAUCAUUGUUAUUGGAGUAGUCAUUUUUGUAGUGAUAGUCUGCCGUCGACGAAGAUCAGCAAAAAGAAAACUAGUUCUCAAAGAAGAUGCACAUGGACAAAAUGAUACAGAAAAGACUGAACAUUUGGAAAACAAAAACAACUAUGCCUACAGUGAAAUUGAAAUGGAGGCUACCAAUAAAAAAGAUCACAUGGAUAAUGGUGACAAUGAAUACACAACAGGGCCAUCAGAUGUCUAUGAUCAUUUGAAUGAAAAAAGGAACAGAAAAGUUCAAACCGAGAACCCACAUGCUAUAUAUGAUCAUGCUAUCGGAGACAACGCUGAACCUGAUUACGACAGUACCAAACACGUGGUACCGACCAAUCCGGAUUACCAAGAAGUUACAAUCCGCAGCGAAGACGAAAGCUACCGAGAAAAGCUAUAACUUUUGCUCGAACUGCCAUGCAUCAACGUUAACAUGGACUGAAAAAUCCGUUUCUAGCUUUUAAAGGUUUAGUUGCAAUCCCAUGAAUGAAAUUUUAUUUAAUGAUUGUAGCACAGAAAUAUUUUGACAAUGCUUCAACAUUAAGAAGUGCAUAAUGCCAAGUACUAGGGUAUCUUAUAUACAAACAAUCGUUAUUUU